Molecule: messenger RNA, 765 nt
Organism: Asparagus officinalis (garden asparagus)
Lineage: Eukaryota; Viridiplantae; Streptophyta; Magnoliopsida; Asparagales; Asparagaceae
Product: early nodulin-like protein 2
Exons: 2
Coding region: 40-615 (191 amino acids)
Cellular component (GO): plasma membrane
Molecular function (GO): electron transfer activity
Source: RefSeq, a predicted model, not a curated record
UUAAUCACACCCUCUGUUUCUUAUUAGCCGCUUCCAACAAUGGCCAAGGUUUUGCUUUUCCUAAUUUUAUUUACUUUUUCCUCAAUGCUCUCCGUCGCAUCGGCGUUUGAGUUUCGUGUGGGAGGACCGGAGGGAUGGGUGAAGCCCACCGGAAAGGAAUCUGAGACUUACAACCACUGGGCUGGGAGAAACCGUUUUCAUAUUGGCGACUCGUUGCAUUUCAAGUACGCGAACGACUCCGUGCUCGUCGUUGACAGAGAAGGUUACGUCGCGUGCGACACAAGCAACCCGCUCUUAGCCUUCACCGAUGGAAACUCGACGUUUUGGUUCGACCAUUAUGGCUACUUCUACUUCAUAAGUGGCGAACCGGACCAUUGCAGGUCGGGGCAGAGGUUGAUCGUUCGGGUCAUGGUGCACCCGUUCGUUAAUUUGGGUCCGGGCUAUGCGCCGUCUCCUCUGCCUUCGGGUUCAGGCUCUGGUCCGGAUUGGAAUUCGGGUUCGGGCCCUUCGGGUGAAUCUUGGUCUAGUGGUGGGUUUAAGGUUGCUUCUUUCGGUUCUUAUGUUAGGGUUUUCUUAGGAGUAUGGUUUGGUUUAGUUGUUUCGAUGUUUGUUUGAUGGAGUAUUUGUUGUUAUUUACUAUUUGUUGGUGUUAAUUUUUGUUGUUUUAGGUAGUUAGAUUUGGAGGGUAGUUGGUCUGAUUAAUGAUUUGUAUGAGUAUUCUUUUCAUGUUUUCAGUUGUUUAGUUAUUUAUUUUUUUGGUCUAUA